Opisthocomus hoazin is the source of this 258-nucleotide messenger RNA. Lineage: Eukaryota; Metazoa; Chordata; Aves; Opisthocomiformes; Opisthocomidae. The record is from RefSeq and is a predicted model, not a curated record.
AUGGCCAGAUCUUUAAGAGGCGAAGUGUUGAAUCUGUACAAGAACCUGCUGUACCUCGGAAGGGAGUACCCCAAAGGAGCAGACUACUUCAGAAGCCGCCUGAAAGCAGCUUUUCUAAAAAACAAAGAUGUGAAGGAUCCUGAAAAAAUUAAGCAAUUAAUUGCACGAGGAGAAUUUGUUAUGAAAGAGUUGGAGGCUUUGUACUUUCUCAGAAAAUACAGAGCUCUGAAGCAGCGCUACUACAGUGACGAGGAUUAG